AUGACGGAGGACGAGAAGUCCAAGGAGGAGAUGACGAGAGUCGAAACUCUGGGAUUUAAUGAACUGCUGAGCUAUGCAGACGCAUUGGAUUGGAGCCUGAUGGUUUUGGGGACGUUGGGUUCCAUUGUGCAUGGUAUGGCUUUUCCAGUUGGAUAUCUGUUGCUUGGCAAAGCUCUCGAUGCCUUUGGGAACAACAUCAAUGACACUGUUGCCAUGGUUAAAUCCCUCAACCAGGUUAUUCCAUAUGUGUGGUACAUGGCCUUCGCCACAUUCCCAGCUGGAAUACUUGAAAUUGGAUGCUGGAUGUAUUCAAGUGAAAGACAAGUGGCACGUCUAAGAUUAGCAUAUCUAAGAGCAGUGCUCCGCCAGGAGAUUGGAGCUUUUGAUACAGACUUAACAAGUGGCAAAAUCAUUACUGGAAUUAGUAACCACAUGAGUAUCAUACAGGAUGCAAUUGGAGAGAAGUUGGGUCAUUUUCUGUCAUGCCUUGCAACUUUCUUUUCUGGAAUUUUGAUUGCUGCCAUAUGCUGUUGGGAAGUGGCACUGCUUACCUUUUUGGUUGUCCCGUUGAUUCUUAUAAUUGGAGCCACCUACACAAAGAAAAUGAACGCCAUCUCCGCCGCAAGAAUGCUUUACCAGUCAGAAGCUACGUCUAUGGUAGAACAGUGUAUGCAUUUGUUGGAGAAAAGUCUGCAAUCAAGUCUUUCUCAGAGUGCAUGGGGGAAACAGUAUUUGCUAAGCAAAGGAGAGGCUCUAAUAAAGGGAGUUGGAACAGGAAUGCUUCAAUCUGUGUCUUUUGGUUCUUGGGCUCUCAUCAUAUGGGUUGGUGCUGUUGUAGUCACUGCCACGAGGGCAAGCGGUGGAGAUAUUAUAGCUGCUGUCAUGAGCAUUCUCUUUGGAGCUAUAUCACUCACUUAUGCUGCACCAGACAUGCAAAUCUUCAAUCAGGCAAAGGCUGCAGGAACUGAGGUUUUCAAAGUCUUAAACAGAGAGCCAGUUAUAAGUUAUGAUUCAAAAGGGAAGACACUUAAUGAGAUUUAUGGCAACAUUGACAUACAUGAUGUGCACUUUUCCUACCCAUCCCGGCCAGAGAGAGCCAUCCUUCAAGGAUUUUCAUUGUCAAUCCCAGCUGGACAGACAGUAGCCUUUGUGGGCAGCAGUGGGUGUGGGAAGAGUACUAUCAUCUCCCUUGUCGCAAGAUUCUAUGAUCCCUCAAAAGGGGAGAUUUUGAUUGACAACCACAAUGUCAAGGACCUUGAUUUGAAGUUCCUGAGGAAAAACAUAGGAGCAGUUUCGCAAGAGCCAUCACUGUUUGGAGGGACCAUCAAAGACAACAUGAAAGUUGGUAAGAUGGAUGCAGAAGAUGAAGAGAUCCAGAAAGCAGCAGUUAUGGCAAAUGCACACUCUUUUAUAUCCCAACUUCCAGAUGACUACUCAACAGAGGUGGGGCAAAGGGGUGUCCAGUUAUCAGGAGGACAAAAGCAGAGAAUCGCCAUAGCUAGAGCCAUUCUAAAAAACCCUCCAAUUCUUCUGCUUGACGAGGCAACAAGUGCUCUUGAUUCAGAGUCAGAGAAGGUGGUUCAAGACGCCCUUGACAAGGCCAUGCAGGGAAGGACAGUCAUCUUGAUCGCACACAGACUCUCAACUGUCAUUAAUGCGGAUAUGAUUGCUGUUGUUGAAAAUGGCCAAGUUACAGAAACAGGGACGCAUCAUAAAUUGCUUGACAGCAGCAAAUUCUACAAUAACUUGUUUGCUAUGCAGAACCUCAACCCCGUUCAUGAGUCAAGAGACACUAGUUCCUCUCAAGAACCUGCCAACACCCAACAGAUUUCGCCCGAAGAGAUAGAACAAGCCAGGGAACCUAGGGAGCCUGACAGCCAGCUUAAGGAGUCUCCAAAGCAUGAAGAACAGGAAAGAAGAAAAGCAGCUAUAUUCUUCAGAAUCUGGUUUGACUUGAACAAGCGAGACUUUGGAAAGAUUGCUCUUGGUUCCUUUGCAGCAGCUUUCUCUGGCAUAUCAAAGCCUACCUUUGGGUAUUUCAUUAUAACAAUCGGAGUAGCAUACUACGACAACGAUGCUAAGAGGGAGGUCGAACAUUAUUCAAUCAUCUUUUCUCUAAUAGCAUUUCUGUCAUUAUUCUCUCACACCGUGCAACAUUACUUCUUUGGAAUGGUUGGAGAGAAGGCCAUGACAAACCUGAGACGAGCUCUCUAUUCAGGUGUACUAUGCAAUGAAAUCGCAUGGUUUGAGAAACCUGAGAACAACAUUGGUCCGCUUACUUCACGGAUCAUCAAUGACACCUCAAUGGUUAAAACCAUCAUUGCUGAUCGUAUGUCUGUUAUUGUUCAGUGCAUCUCCUCCAUACUGAUUGCAACAAUUGUGAGCAUGUAUGUUAACUGGAGAAUGGGCUUGGUAGCUUGGGCUGUGAUGCCUUGCCACUUCAUUGGUGGUCUGAUUCAAGCCAAGUCUGCUAAAGGAUUUUCAGGUGACGCAGCUGCUGCACAUUCUGAACUUGUUACUCUUGCUUCUGAGUCUGCAACCAACAUAAGAACCGUUGCAUCCUUCUGUCAUGAAGAUCAUAUACUCAUAAAAGCCAAAAUAUCUCUGGAAAACCCCAGGAGAAAGUGCAGGAGAGAAAGUAUUAAGUACGGCAUAAUUCAGGGUGUUUCCCUUUGCUUAUGGAACAUCGCACAUGCUGUUGCAUUGUGGUAUACAACAGUGUUGGUUGAUAGACAUCAAGCAAGCUUUAAAAAUAGCAUAAGAUCAUACCAGAUUUUUUCUCUUACAGUACCUUCAAUCACAGAACUAUGGACACUGAUUCCCACUGUCAUCUCUGCCAUCAGUGUGCUAACUCCUGCAUUCCAGACCCUUGACCGCAAAACUGAAAUAGAACCAGCUAUACCAGAAGAUUCAAAUCUUGACAGAAUCAAAGGGAGCAUCGAAUUUCAAAAUAUCAAGUUUAAUUACCCUUUAAGACCAGAAGUAACUGUCCUGAACAACUUCAGUUUGCAAAUUGAAGCUGGAAGAAAGGUGGCCUUUGUUGGCCCAAGUGGAGCUGGGAAAUCUUCUGUAUUGGCCCUUCUGCUCAGAUUUUAUGAUCCUAUGGAAGGAAGAAUACUCAUUGACAGAAAGGAGAUAAGGGAAUAUAACUUGAGAUGGUUGAGAAGACAAAUAGGGUUAGUUCAACAAGAGCCUCUUCUUUUUAGCUCCUCAAUCAAAGCAAAUAUCUGCUACGGGACCGACGGGGCUUCUGAGGCUGAGAUUGUGGAGGUGUCUAGGGAAGCAAACAUACAUGAAUUCAUAAGUAAUUUGCCUCACGGAUAUGAAACAGUUGUUGGGGAGAAGGGCUGUCAACUUUCAGGAGGACAAAAGCAAAGAAUAGCCAUAGCUAGAACACUGCUAAAGAGGCCUGCAAUUUUGCUCCUGGACGAAGCAACAAGUGCCCUUGAUGCUGAAUCUGAGAAAUCUGUUGUGAGUGCACUGGCUGCGAUAAAUUUGAGAAACAAUGGGGGCAUGCUGUCAAAAACCACACAAAUUACAGUCGCACAUAGGCUUUCCACAAUAAUAAACUCAGAUACCAUUAUCGUCAUGGAUAAAGGCAAGAUUGUGGAGAUAGGUUCCCACUCAGCCCUGAUAACAGCAUCUGAGGGAGUUUAUUCAAGAUUAUAUCAGCUACAGAACUUGGCAGAAGAGUAA
Molecule: messenger RNA, 3696 nt
Organism: Prunus armeniaca (apricot)
Lineage: Eukaryota; Viridiplantae; Streptophyta; Magnoliopsida; Rosales; Rosaceae
Source: the annotation of a GenBank genome assembly